AUGGCCUUCUGCUCCCGUCGCGCCGCUUCCACCCUCCUCCGCACCACCCUUCCGCGCCGCAGCUUCCAGACCUCCGCGCGCCUGCUCGAGACGCCGGCCGGUGCCCUGCCGCAGAAGAAGCCGGUGGGCGCGUUCAGAGCGACCAUCUUCGGCUUCCUCGCGGGCUCCGUCGCGGCUGGCUCCGGAAUGUAUUACUAUGUCAUGGAGGAGUACAAGGUCGCGAACCAGCUGCUGCAGGAGGACAUCUACGCCCUGCAGUCCGCCGUCCAGAGGAUAGAAAGCUACGUCCGGGUCAUGGAAGACAAGGUGGAGAAGGCGGUCAAGAAAUAA
This is a messenger RNA of Lasiodiplodia theobromae, 330 nucleotides long. RefSeq lists its product as uncharacterized. The record is from RefSeq and is a predicted model, not a curated record. The transcript is spliced from 3 exons. Bases 1 to 330 code for a protein of 109 amino acids. NCBI's taxonomy places the organism in Eukaryota, Fungi, Ascomycota, Dothideomycetes, Botryosphaeriales, Botryosphaeriaceae.